Fundulus heteroclitus (mummichog) is the source of this 4454-nucleotide messenger RNA. RefSeq names its product WD repeat domain phosphoinositide-interacting protein 1. Bases 354 to 1721 code for a protein of 455 amino acids. Gene Ontology annotation, biological process: protein localization to phagophore assembly site; protein lipidation; autophagy of mitochondrion. The record is from RefSeq and is a predicted model, not a curated record. NCBI's taxonomy places the organism in Eukaryota, Metazoa, Chordata, Actinopteri, Cyprinodontiformes, Fundulidae. Gene Ontology annotation, molecular function: phosphatidylinositol-3,5-bisphosphate binding; phosphatidylinositol-3-phosphate binding; protein binding. The transcript is spliced from 13 exons. Gene Ontology annotation, cellular component: phagophore assembly site membrane; extrinsic component of membrane; cytosol.
AUUCAGCUGAGAGUGACGCAUCCUCCCAUCAGCUGUUUUUGUUUUUCUUGGAGAACGCUGGAAGUUAAUAACACCAUAAUAACAGGAUCCCUCACCGGUUACGGUGAUCCAGCGGAUCCAGGGGGUGUUAAGGUUGAAAUGUGAUCUUGUUUAGAUCCGGCAUACCUCAUCCGUCGGCCAGUGAACGCUCCCCGAGCCGCUAUCUGAACCUGAACAUUCCUUCCCCUGAAGAGUGUGAGCGUGGCGCUUGGAAUCUGGACGCCGAGGAGGAGCAGCGGGCUCGGGCAGGGAUCGGCCCGAGCCAAAGGCCUACAACCUCGGACAGCGAGAAGACGGAGGACCAGGCGGCCCGGAUGGAGACCCAGGACACGUUUUCGGAGGGCCCCGGAGCGCACCGACUCUUCAUCUGUGCCUCGUUCAACCAGGACACCACUUCUCUGUCUGUGGGCACAAAAACGGGGUACCGGCUCUUCUCUGUCACAGCUGUGGACAAACUGGACUGCAUCCAUGAGGGAGUGGAGUGCCCAGAUGUCUAUAUAGUGGAGCGACUGUUCUCCAGCAGUCUAGUCGUGGUGGUCAGUCUUUCCAUGCCCCGUCGAAUGAACGUCUACCACUUCAAGAAGGGUACAGAGAUUUGUAACUACAGCUACUCCAACAACAUCCUCUCGGUCAAGCUGAACAGACAGCGACUGGUGGUGUGCCUGGAGGAGUCGAUCUACAUCCACAAUAUCAGAGACAUGAAACUACUCAAGACCCUGCUCAACACACCGGUCAACCCAACAGGCCUGUGUGCGCUGUGUGUCAACCACGGUAACUCCUACCUUGCAUACCCAGGCAGUGCCACCAUUGGAGAGAUCACAGUCUAUGACGCCAACAACCUGAGCACCGUUACCCUGAUCCAAGCCCACGACAGUCCGCUAGCGGCCCUGACGUUCAACGCCUCGGGCACAAAACUGGCCAGUGCAUCCGAAAAGGGUACUGUUAUCAGAGUUUUUAGUGUUCCAGAGGGUCAGAAGUUGUUUGAAUUUCGGCGAGGGAUGAAAAGAUAUGUUAGCAUCAGCUCUUUGUCAUUCAGUGCUGACGCUCAGUUCCUGUGUGCCUCCAGCAACACUGAGACUGUUCAUAUCUUUAAACUGGAACAACACAGCCCCAGUCAAGACGAGGACUCUCCAACUUGGUCAGCAUAUGUGGGGAAAAUGUUCACGGCAGCCAGUACCUACUUGCCCACCCAUGUUUCUGACAUGAUGCACCAGGACCGAGCCUUCGCCACUGUACGACUCAACAUGUUUGGCUUGAAGAACAUCUGUGCCCUGGCCACGAUUCAGAAGCUUCCACGUCUGCUAGUUGCAUCCUCGGAGGGGUACCUCUAUAUCUACAAUGUAGAUCCGCAGGACGGAGGCGAGUGCACCCUUGUUCAAAAACACAGACUCUUUGAAUCAAGUGAGGAGCAAGAGGAAGAGAAGGAAGAGGAGAACCAAGAGGACGGCCUCCAGCAACCAGCUGGCCAAUCAUACGCUGCCACUGUGGCUUUACCUUCAACACCGCCCUCCUCUACCACACUCAUGGGUAACAUGGGCUACUCAGAAGAUGGUGGAACGCAGAGGGGGGAAGUUUUCCCUGAGCAUGAAUUUGCAGAGGGCCCGGUUUGUCUGGAUGACGAGAACGAGUUUCCUCCAUUCAGCAACCAGAAAAGGAUGAUCAAAACUAACACAGACGACUAGAGAUGUUGGCUUCCCUGACCUUCCACCUAGCUCAUCGUUUACCUUGGAUACGAUGUCAAAGAAUAUUACUUGCUGGUCGUUCCCGUGUUCUGUGUUUCUUUUAUUCUGUAAGACAUCUGAGAAAAGGAGAACUAGGACAUCCCUCAUUAGGGAAACACCUCCAGAUUCUUCUUUGUUUUAUCAAGAGUACCCAAUAUAAUGCCAUAGUCAAUAGAAUUAGAUAUUUGUAGUAACAUGUACACAGAAUGCAGACAGUGUUUCAUGAAGAUUUAUGAACCCUUUUGAUUUUUUUUCCUUAUUAAUUUUAAUGUUUUCUACAUGAAUAUUGCACUUUUUUCUUUACCCAAGUGUUAUACUUUUAGAAAAUGGUCCGAUAUUUCCUGUGUUUGGCUGGACACAUGCUGGCAGUUUACAUUUGGCAAUACGUGUGACCCUUACAUGCAGCCCCAACAAUAAGAAAAAACGAUCUUGUAACUUCUAAUUUCUAAGUGCUGUAUAUGAGUUUAGAACAACUGAAGGCAUAAAAAUAAAUUUUAGUAUAAAUUUAAAUGUUCUGGGUUGUUUUCUCAUAGUAUUGGCCUGGAUAAUCAAACCCAACUGGCACCAUUUACGCUCCCUCUGCAAUGUUUCUUUUUCUUUUAACUUAAUUCUGAAGUUUCAUUUAAAACAAAAGCUCCAUUGUGGCUCUUAUCUGUGAACUAAACUGUUUCACAACAGUGCGCAUGGUCUUGAGAAAUCUGAAAAGGUAACACCAUGAAAAGUGAUCUUCAUGUGAAUAUAGAUCUAAAAAAUACAGGCUGGUAACAUGUUUGCUGUAGAGCUUCAAAAAUGAUAUUGCCCUUAGAAAUCUUCACCCUUUUCACUACUGUACCUUAAGUGGUAAGACAAUUCUUGUUUUUCAAAUAACGUGAUGGAAUCACAUGAGAUAGUAAUUCAUUUAUUACCAAAAAGACCUAAAUCUAGUUUCACCUUCCACUGAUUUGCUAAGUCUGUACCUUUUUGUUCUCUUUGUCUCGUGUAGGACAAAAAAAGCAUUAUUCUAUUUUUGCAAAAUGGAAAGGAAACUUCCAAAAAAGUUCAUGAACUUUCCGACAUUACUAUUGGUCCAAGAACUACUAUUACCGUAGCGACCAAAAACACCCAUCCAGCUACUGACUAUUCCCGCUUAUGCAUUUGGGGUGGGGGGAGUCUCUUACUCCAGUGGUCAUCGGGGUAAAAACUGUUAUUCAAAAUUAUUUACACCCCUUGAACUUUGUCACAUUUUAUCACGUUACAACUUGACUUUUACUGGCUACUUCUAAUACAUGAGUACGCUUCGAUAUAAAGCUGGGUUGCCCAAGUCAGCAGGUUUCCUGUAAGAAUUGGGAUACAUGAACUCUGACCAAUGUUUCUAUCCCUUCUGAGGAAAAGCAUCCCCACAGCAUCAUGCUGUCACCACCAUGUUUCACAGUGUGCAUGGUAUAUUUAGGGUGUUGAGCUGUGUUGGUUGCCGCCACACAUCACUCCUGCAUGUAGGCCAAUAACUUCAGCUUGACCAGAGAUCUUUGUACCACGUGUUCACUGUGUGCCCUACUUGGCUUACGGUAAAGCAAAUGGGACUAUUUACAGCUCUAGGUGUUUGUUUCAGCUAUUUGUUUUUUUAUUUUCAGUUAUGGGGUUUUAUAUAUGUUUUAAUAUGAUACUGUUGACCCUUCUUAGCUUAUGUUAGCUUUUAACCUUGUUUUCAGAUUUAAUUUCCAGAAAAAAUGCGCUAUUUUCCCUUCUCCACCAAUUAUGUUCAAAUCGCAGCAGCUCUAGUUCAUUAAACUAUUGGAGCUACAAGCUCCAGUAAAAGUCAUUUGAGCAUGUAGUGUGACAAAACGUUCAAGGGGUAUGAAUACUUUUGCGAGGCACUGUAAAUGUGUUGUAUUCCAGCAGUAGCAACGAAUCAACAACUGGGCUGAACAUGCAGCUUUCGUUAAAGAGUCGUUAAAGCUCAUCUGAGAUGAGCUUGGCUGGGUUCUUUUAAAGCCCAGAACUUUGUGAAUAUCUCCCCAAAUGAAUCACCUGAAGUCUGCCGACCAGUUUGUCCUUCCUGCUACCUGGAAGCAUUUUCAAGUCGGAGACCCUUUAAAUGUUUACUACAUUUAUUGAAGGUUAUUAAUGGCCAUUGCCUCAAAACAGAGAAGAUUGGUGCUCUAUAGAAGGAAAGGAUAGUGUAUGAUACACUAUUUAAAUCAUUACACAUGUCAUACAUAUUAGAUUACUUGCAGAUGCUGCUAAGAUGCUAAUCAUGCUGGCAACAGAAGAGACCAUUGGGAGUCACAAAUGUAACCUGAUAAUAUAUUUAGAGUUGUUGACUCUUAGAGGGGGUUGUUGGCACAAAUGUUAGAGAGUUGGUGACGAGCUGCACGUGGUAAAGCGACAGCUCCUUGACUUUCAGUUCACGAUUAAGAGCUUUUUAAUAACAUGAGAUGUUAAGAUGUACCUCAUAGUUAUUUUUACUUUGAUGUUUAAAAUAUUCUUUUACCUUAUUACACAUCAACAGACUUACCAUACCUAAUGUAUGUUAAGACUUUUUAAUGUAUGUAUAAUGUGUAUAUAUUAAAUUUCUAUUUAGUACAAGUGUACUAGGUGACCAGGUAAUAACCCGUAACUUGCCAAAAGAUGGCGCUGUUGUUAAACUCUGAGCUGUUCAGUUCUGGAUAUUUUACCCAGCGACCCAUUAAAGCUGAAAGUGACUCAACCUGUCAA